Metopolophium dirhodum (rose-grain aphid) is the source of this 623-nucleotide messenger RNA. RefSeq names its product baculoviral IAP repeat-containing protein 3-like. Bases 21 to 623 code for a protein of 200 amino acids. The transcript is spliced from 2 exons. Gene Ontology annotation, biological process: regulation of cell cycle; positive regulation of protein ubiquitination; negative regulation of apoptotic process. NCBI's taxonomy places the organism in Eukaryota, Metazoa, Arthropoda, Insecta, Hemiptera, Aphididae. Gene Ontology annotation, molecular function: ubiquitin protein ligase activity; cysteine-type endopeptidase inhibitor activity involved in apoptotic process. The record is from RefSeq and is a predicted model, not a curated record. Gene Ontology annotation, cellular component: spindle microtubule; cytoplasm; nucleus.
UUUAUAAAUUUUUUUCAAAAAUGAACUUUCAAAAAUGUUCAAAUGAUUUUCAAUCAUUAGUUUAUCGUAUACGAAAUAAUCCGGCUGCAGUUCAUCCAGAAUUUUCUUCGUUUUCAUCAAGAUUUAAAACAUUCAAAUUAUUCCCAAAAAAUACUUUUCAAAAUAAAUAUACAUUGUCUGAAUGUGGCUUAAAAUAUUCAGGAGUGGAUGAUGUUGUAGAAUGCUUUUGUUGCGGACUUAUUCUUCAUAACUGGGAAAGGCUGGACGAUCCAUGGAUUGAACAUUGCAGAUUCAGCCCAAGGUGUUUAUAUGUGUUAUUAAUGAAAGAUUUCUGCAGACUAAAACAACUUCAACAUUGUGUCGACCUUUAUAUCGCAGAAAAACAGAAACGUCUACCGAGUUUUCAAACAACAUUCGAUGCAGCUUACGAACUGAUUAAAAACGAUGUCCGUGGUUUGCCCAUCAGUUGCCAGAGAAACGAAUUCACAAACCAGUAUAUACAGAACUAUGAUUUUAGUUAUUAUUCUCAUCUACAAAACGAUGACACUUCAUUUUUGUAUGAGAUUUUACAAUUUCAUUUUAAUGUAAUGUCUGACAUGAUUUUACAUUACUUAAUAGUAUGA